Molecule: messenger RNA, 2169 nt
Organism: Mytilus trossulus (common blue mussel)
Lineage: Eukaryota; Metazoa; Mollusca; Bivalvia; Mytilida; Mytilidae
Exons: 2
Coding region: 185-1501 (438 amino acids)
Source: RefSeq, a predicted model, not a curated record
UACACGUAAAUGGGUCAAAGUGAAUGUAAACUGUCCAGAGUUAUUGCUAAUUGGUAAAACUGUAUUACUAGUUAGACUGUUGAAGGUGACACAUUUUGUCACGAACUGAGUGUGGACAUUCUGGUCCAUUUUGUCCUCAUCUGACGUCAGGUCAACACUUGGUCCGUGGUCAAGACGUAGAGAUAUGGAUUUAAAUCAUAUUUUCGGUUUUGUAAUUUGUUGUUUUUUUCUACUCCAGUUGUGUGAGUUUUCACAGUCACUUUAUGUCGCAAAGAGUCGUCCAAGCUAUGGAAAGCCAUUGAACGUUUACAAGCCAGUCUAUUUGGCAAGUGGCAACAAUGUACAUAAUUCACUACAUGGACCAAUCAGUGGAGGAGGUUAUAGUAACUUUGGUUCCCGACUUCCGGUUAUGCCCAAUGGAUAUGACAAUGGCUAUGCAGCACGAAAAUAUGUCAAACAUGUCAAAGAAAAUAUGGCUAAACAGAUAGUUAAAAAGACAUUUAUAAAUUCCAAAACGGAUGUCAAUAUUAGGAAGGAUCAACCCCUCACUGUUGUGUUCAAUCGUCCUAAGCCAGUUAUAGUUCUUGAUCGACGACCAAUUAUAAAUGUUAUAAAUAAAGUUGAAAAUAAGGCAAACGUUGUUAACAAGCAAAAGGUCAGUCUUGUGGGUACUGUUGGUCGUGCCACUGGACAGAAAACAAUAAAUGUUGCUCAUGGUGGAUCAAAAUCGCAGGUCAACGUAGGUGGCGCACGAAUUAAUAUGAAGGGAGGCAAUGCCAUAGGUGGUAAAGCAAAAGUUAGAACAGGUGAUAUAAAUUUAAACUUUUACGACAAAAAACAUGCUGGAGUAUUUCAGCGUCCAGGUAUGAUUGAAGCUGCGAUGGUAGCUGGAGGAUUUGGACAGGUAGUUGGUCCACAGUUUGCAAUGGGAGGUCAAAAUAUUGACAUAUCUAGCCUAUUGGCCACUCCUCCUCUUCUUCCUGAUGUCCCGAUUGUACCUAGUGUUCCUAGUGUUCCCAGUCCAGGAGCUUUCGAUGUAAUGGAUGCAAUAGCUCUUAAAACAGCAGUAGCAAGACUAGAACAGAAAAUAACCGGAAUGCAGCACAACGUAAAUAUAAACAAUAACAAUAACAACCAAAAUGUAAACAACAACGCAAACAACGUGAACGCCAACAAAUUAAACAACAACAACCUAAACAACCACAACGAUUUGAAUAACAAUGUUAAUGGUGGCUUUGAUAUGGAUAAUUUAAUGAUGGCCAUGAUGCUAAAUGGCGGAGAACUGAGCGACGCAAUGGUUGAGUCAAUGACCAGAAAGUUGACAGGUGUCGGUGGUGCUCCUGGAGGAGGAUCAGGAUCUGGUGGUGCCGAAAGCGGUGGUGGUGGUGGCGGCGGAACUAAAACCAUUAAGAUUGGUCCCGAAAAUACCACAGGAAAAUCAGUGGUUCUUAAAGUAGACGGAAACGUCCAAAUUUCAAAGAGUAGUAUUUUGGCACAAUGAUGUUGUCAUGUUCUGUUCUUUUAUAAAUAUAUUGAGACAGCAGCCUGUUUUAUUAUAAACGAGUUAGUCUAUUAAUACAUUCAGAUGUUCUUAAUGAUAACAUGAUUUGUUUUCUAACGCAUCGUCCUUUUUGUGAUAGACUGGUAAAAUUCCCUCAUCAAACUGUUUAUGUAACCCCUCAUGUGCGACUCCAAUUUUUCCACGCCUCUGCCUGGUAAAUAGAAUGCAAGUCCUAUUAGGUGCUGUUAAUAUUUUAGGCGUCUUUAAUUUGUUUACAAAAUAGAGCAUUAUUGGAAAAUGAUACCGAAAAAUUAGGGAUAAAGAUAGGAAACAAAAGGCAAAAAAUAGAGAUAAGAAAAUAAUUUUGAACCAAAAAAAAAAUAUUCAGAAACAGAAAAACGCCAUCUAUGCCCCUAUAUGUAACACGUUGAUUUGGAGCAACCAUUAAAAAAUUUAAAAUGCUUUUUAUCCGAAUCAUAUCUAAAUAUCUAUCCGUAUUUAACUUAACUUAUUUAAUUGUUUAGUUAUCAUUUGUUUGCAUUUUGUAAAUAUGCAUUUUGUUUGCAUUUUGUAAAUAUGCAUUUUGUUUGUCAUAAUGAUAUUGAGUUUUGUAUUUUUAAUAAAGAUUGGAUUGGUUUCGUUUUGCAGACUAUCAGUCCUUGAAAGUA